Messenger RNA from Acanthopagrus latus (yellowfin seabream), 1817 nucleotides. Its product is annotated as zinc finger protein OZF-like. Gene Ontology annotation, cellular component: nucleus. The transcript has 2 exons. The coding region runs from base 135 to 1502 and encodes 455 amino acids. Gene Ontology annotation, molecular function: DNA-binding transcription factor activity, RNA polymerase II-specific; RNA polymerase II cis-regulatory region sequence-specific DNA binding. The record is from RefSeq and is a predicted model, not a curated record. NCBI's taxonomy places the organism in Eukaryota, Metazoa, Chordata, Actinopteri, Spariformes, Sparidae. Gene Ontology annotation, biological process: regulation of transcription by RNA polymerase II.
GAGCUUUACAGCGUGACACCCAGCGGAAGUAAACAGUAGCAGCUAGCAGCAUUAGCUAGCUGUGUGUCAUGAAUGAAGUGAAGACGGUACUGAGUCACAGCGCAGCUCAUUAUUGAACGAGUAAUUAAAGAAGAAUGAGUUCAGUUGAGAGUUUGAGAGAGUUUGUCAACGAGCGACUAACUGCUGCUGCUGAAGAAAUAUUCAGAGUUUUUAAAACAACUAUCGUCCAGUACGAGGAAGAGAUCGAUCGGCAGCGCGUCAUGCUGGAUAUCUGCUGGAAACCCCAAGUAAAGUUACACAGGAUAGAGCUCCCACAGCAACAUGUCUGUAAGGAGGAGGAGGUUCUGGCUGACCAGCAGCUCUGUAACCAGGAGAGGAACUCCAGUCUGGACCAAGAGGACCCAGAGCCUCCAGAGAUUAAAGAGGAACAGGAGGAACUCUGCACCAGUCGGGAGGGAGAGCAGCUUGUACUGAAGGUGGAGACGGAAACCGUCAUGUUGACUCCAGCUUAUGAGGAAAGUGACCACAGUGAAGCAGAACCAACAAGUGACCACCAGCUCCUCUCUAACAACUCUCAUGGAGCUGAGAGCCGAGACCAGAAAGGAGGAAAACAUGGAGACUCAGGAUCAGCUGGAGAUGGAGAGCCGAAGGAAAAGAAAAGACAUCACGGAAGCAAAAGUCACAGUGAUUAUGGAAAAAACUCAUCAGACAUUCAACAUAACACUCACCCAGGUGAAAAGUCUUUCGACAGGGACACAUGUGGAAAGACUUUUAAGUUUAAGUCGUUGUUGAAUAGACGCAUGAAAAUCCACACAGGUGAGAAACCGUUUACUUGCAAAACAUGUGGCAAAGUUUUCAGCCAACGUACACGCAUAGCGGACCACAUGAGAACUCACACAGGUGAGAAACCUUUUACCUGUGAAAUAUGUGGGGAGGCUUUCGGGAGUCGUACUGCAUUGAUUUAUCAUGUGAGAAUCCACACAGGUGAGAAGCCGUUUACUUGCAACACAUGUGGGAAGACUUUCAGGUCUUGUGGUGACUUAAAAAAACACAUGAGAAUCCACACAGGUGAGAAACCGUAUUCUUGCAACACAUGUGGGAAGACUUUCACACUAAAAUGUAACUUAAAGGUUCACUUGAGAAUCCACACAGGUGAGAAACCAUAUUCUUGCAAAUUAUGUGGGAAGACUUUUAAGCAAACCAAUGCCUUAACAGCGCACAUGAGAACUCACACAGGUGAGAAACCUUUUACCUGUGAAAUAUGUGGGGAGGCUUUCGGGAGUCGUACUGCAUUGAUUUAUCAUAUGAGAAUCCACACAGGUGAGAAGCCGUUUACUUGCAACACAUGUGGGAAGACUUUCACACUAAAAUGUAACUUAAAGGUUCACUUGAGAAUCCACACAGGUGAGAAACCAUAUUCUUGCAAAUUAUGUGGGAAGACUUUUAAGCAAACCAAUGCCUUAACAGCGCACAUGAGAACUCACACAGGUGUGAAACCAUGAUGUUGCCUGGGGAAAGUUUUUCUGAUCCAUCUGCUCUGACGAGACACUGGAUGACGUACAGGAGAGUAGCCUUGUAUUUACAAAAUAUGUUGGAGGUGGUUCAGUUCUAGUGUUUCAUGCAUAGUUGCAGAACUUUAACUUUAAAUGAGCUACUUGAAGAAUCCUCAGAGGAUCAAUAUACACAGGAGAAAUGAUGAGCUGAUGCUGAAUGUGAACAAUUUCCCCUUGAGAACAUGUCAAAAUAUGUUUGUGUCUAUCUUCAUGCUGAUUUGCCAUAUUUAUUAAUAUGAUGAUUAAAAAGUCGAGUUAAUCGCU